Molecule: messenger RNA, 2766 nt
Organism: Trichophyton verrucosum HKI 0517
Lineage: Eukaryota; Fungi; Ascomycota; Eurotiomycetes; Onygenales; Arthrodermataceae
Exons: 2
Coding region: 1-2766 (921 amino acids)
Biological process (GO): intracellular calcium ion homeostasis; calcium ion transmembrane transport
Cellular component (GO): membrane
Molecular function (GO): calcium channel activity; calcium ion binding
Source: RefSeq, a predicted model, not a curated record
AUGUCCAGCCGUCCUGGCAUCGGCAAGCGGUUCUCCCACGACAGGUUCACCAUCCUCCCGGACUCAGAUCCCAACUCCAACGGCAAUCCCAACGGCAGCGGCAUGUCCAAGGACGCCACUAUCGACAUCCCUCUGACGGCCGUGCCUAGUGUGUCACAGACUGGUGCCCGCAAGCCAGAAGACGGCGAGCACUACUUCGAAAAGAAUCAUGAUGGUGGUGGUGAUGCCGGCGGCGAGGGCGCAGAACGCCAGAUAGGCGGCCGCCGUCGAGCUCACGGCCAUCACCAUUACGGUGACAGAUCGGCCACCUCAGACGAAGACGGGACCAUCACCCGUAUGGGAAGAUUUUACAAUAAGAUCCUCAAUUUCUCCGUCGUCACUAGAUAUUUCAUCUACGUCCUGCCCGUCGCUUUGCUUUUUGCCGUGCCUAUCAUAGUUGGUGCCGUUGCUGCUCCCACUGCCAGCAUUGGUGGUGUCCGCAUCGUCUGGUUCUUCGCCUGGGUCGAGAUCGUCUGGCUCAGUUUGUGGGUGUCAAAGGCCGUGGCUCACUAUGUGCCGUUCGUCUUUCAGUUCCUCUGUGGUAUCGUCAGCUCAGGGACCAGGAAAUAUGCUCUCAUCCUCAGGGCGUUGGAGAUCCCCUUCUCCCUCGUCGGAUGGGCCAUUACCUCCCUGGCUACUUUUAUUCCAGUGAUGACUCGUAACCCCGAUAAUAUCAAGGACCCCCGGAUCCAGCCAUGGCAGACGGUUGUCAACAAUAUCUUGUUUGCCUGUUUCAUCUCAUCUCUCAUUCUGGCUGCCGAAAAGGUCCUCGUUCAGCUGAUUUCAAUCUCCUACCACCGCAAGCAAUUCGACUCGAAGAUUCAAGAGUCCAAACGAAACGUCCAUCUGAUCAGCAUGCUCUACGCUGCCUCUCGCAAAAUGUUCCCGGAGUAUUGCAAGGAGUUCGAAAUGGAAGAUUACAUUAUCAACGACUCCAUCAUGGGCAUAACGGGCAAGAAGAAGGGCCAUGGCCGUUCAGGAUCUGCCUCUCCCAUGCGUUUGAUCCAGAACGUCGGUCAGAACGUCGGCCGAGUAGGUGACAAGAUCACUGCCGCGUUCGGCCAUGUCGCGCAAGAAAUUACGGGAAAGCAAGUCUUUAACUCCACUUCUGCCCAUUCAAUUGUUAUUCUGGCACUGGAGAAACGCAAGUCUUCUGAGGCCCUGGCUCGCCGGCUGUGGAUGUCGUUUGUACUUCAGGGACGAGAUGCUCUAUACCUUGAUGACUUAUACGAUGUCUUUGGGCCAGACCACCGUGCCGAAGCAGAGGAGUGCAUGGCUGCUCUAGACAGAGAUGAUAACGGCGAUAUCAGCUUGGACGAGAUGAUCCUUACAGUCACUGAGUUCGGCAAGGCGAGACAGUCCAUGAGCAAGUCCAUGCAUGAUGUUGACCAGGCCAUCAACGUCCUUGACAAUCUCCUCUUAGCCGUCGUCUUCAUCUUGGUCGUUCUCGUCUUCGUCGCAUUCCUAAACAAGGGGUUUGGCACCACCUUGGCUGCCGGAGCUACGGCUCUUUUGUCCCUCUCCUUCGUUUUCGCUGCCACUGCCCAGGAGGUCCUCGGCUCAUGCAUUUACCUAUUCGUCAAGCAUCCUUACGAUGUUGGUGAUCGUGUCCAUAUCAACGACAAUGAGCUCAUGGUUGAGCACAUCUCCCUUUUGUUCACCGUCUUCCGGAACAUUCAGCACCACAAGACCAUCCAGGUACCCAACAUCGUGCUCAACACCCAAUGGAUUGAGAAUGUCACUCGCUCCAAGGCCAUGCGUGAACAGAUCACGCUAACCUGCGACUUUGGUACCUCUUUCGGCGACAUACAGCUUCUCAAACGUGAGAUGCAAGCCUUUGUCCGGGCCAAGGAUAACGCCCGUGACUUUGGCCCAGAUGUCGAUAUCGAAGUCUCGGGUCUCGGAGAGAUGAACAAACUUGAGCUCAAGGUUGAAAUCCACCACAAAUCCAACUGGCAUAAUGAAGUUGUUCGAGCCACCAGACGAUCCAAGUUCCUCUGUGCAUUGGUCCUAGCUAUAAAGAAGAUCCCGAUCUACGGUCCUGGAGGUGGCGAUGCCGCUCUCGGCGAUAUCUCCAAGCCAUCGUACUCUGUUUCCAUCUCCCAUGAACAAGCCCAGCACAGCAAGGACGAAUAUGCCGCCAACAAGGAAGCCAAACGCAUGAUUCCAACGGACCAGAUGGACGAGGCCCUCUCUGCCGAUCCUGCACCCUUAUCUCCUCGCCCGGGCGCUGGUACAGGUGCCGCAGCAGCAGCAGCAGCAGCAACUUCUGCCUCAGGCCUAACAUACCGCGGCUCCACAGCGAGCAACUCAACGUCCAACGUCCACUCACCACAUAACCCCGAAGCUGCAUUCGCCAGCGCCCUUAACUCCCGUCCCCCAAUGGAAAGCACUCCGUCCUCAGCAAAUGUUACACAAGAACAUCUUAUCCGCGGACCCUCAACGGGACACAGACGCCUGAGCCAGAACCCUAACCAGAACCCAUCUGGCCGUCAAGGCAUGUCACCCAACACACCCGCUACCGAAUACCAGCAAUACGACUACGAUAAUUCAAAUAACCCAUUCAGGGCAGCUAGUCCACCAGCCCAGAUGUACGGCCAACCCGGUCCCUCCAGCCAGAGCCCGACCCCGCAGGGUUCUGUCCAUCCCGCUACCAUCAUAGCCAGGGGUCAAGGUCAGGGACAACAAGAUCAGGCUCCACUAGGCCAGGGGCCCCCGCGUGUCUAA